Messenger RNA from Lodderomyces margitis, 4974 nucleotides. It is a transcript of the gene RPA190, whose product is annotated as DNA-directed RNA polymerase I core subunit. The transcript has a single exon. Gene Ontology annotation, cellular component: RNA polymerase I complex. Gene Ontology annotation, molecular function: DNA binding; DNA-directed RNA polymerase activity. The record is from RefSeq and is a predicted model, not a curated record. Bases 1 to 4974 code for a protein of 1657 amino acids. NCBI's taxonomy places the organism in Eukaryota, Fungi, Ascomycota, Pichiomycetes, Serinales, Debaryomycetaceae. Gene Ontology annotation, biological process: DNA-templated transcription.
AUGGAUAUCUCCAAGCCAGUUGGUUCAGAAAUCACAUCUGUUGACUUUGGUGUUCUAUCGGACGCUGAGGUUCAAAAACUAUCGUCAAAGCAAAUCACAAAUCCAGUUGUAUUUGACAACUUGGGCCAUCCAGUUACUGGUGGUUUGUAUGAUUUGUCACUUGGUGCAUUCUUGAGAAAUGUGUGUACCACAUGUGGGUUAGAUGAAAAGUUUUGCCCAGGACACAUGGGUCACAUCGAGUUGCCAGUGCCUGUUUACAAUCCUAUGUUUUUCAACCAGUUGUACAUCUUUUUAAGAAGCUCCUGUUUAUAUUGCCACCACUUCAAGUUGAACCAUCUCGAGGUUCACUUGUUCAAAUGCAAGUUGCAGCUUAUACAGUAUGGGUUGUUGUUGGAGUGCAGUGAGUUGGAGAAUAUUGUUCUUCUUGGAAAGUCAGCUAAGGAGAUGAGCAAGGACGACGAAGAGGAAGAAGAUGGAGCAUCAGUUGAUGCAAAGACAAAGAAGGAGUUGAUGGAAAGACGAGAAAAGUUUGUCACCAAUGCAAUUUCUGCAGCUUUGAAAGAUGGAAGAGCCAACACUAAAGGGGUCAUCACUGCAUCUGUGGGAGAAGAAAGAAAAGCAACCAUUCAUGAAUUUUACCGCAGGUUGUUGAGCAGACCAAAAUGUAGCAACUGUGGAAUGUACUCUCCUAGUUUUAGAAAAGAUGGGUUUACCAAAGUUUUUGAAAACUCAUUAAACGACAAACAAGUAACCAAUAAUAGAGUUCGGGGUUUACAACGUCCUGACAUGAUCAAAAAGAAUGGAAGUAGCAAUUCUACUACCGCCAGUGAUAUCCCAAACAUCAAACAUAAAGGUGGAUCAAAGUACGUUUUGUCAUCAGAAGUCAGGAAUAUCAUAAGGGCUGUUUUCAAAAAGGAGCAACCUGUUUUGCAAAAAGUCUUUCAUUCAAGACCAUAUCAGCGUGAGUACAUCAGUGGCGACAUUUUCUUCAAACAGUCCAUCUUGGUACCCCCUACUAGAUUUAGGUUACCUUCCAAAUUGGGAGACGAGAUCCAUGAAAAUGCUCAAAAUGAAUUGUUGUCCAACAUUUUGAAAACAACUGUUUUGAUUGCCGAUUUGAAUAGUCAAAUUUCGCAAAUGUACGAAGCGAAAUUGAGUGGAGAGCAAAAGAAGAUUGCAUUUAACCGGUUGAUGAAUUCAUUUGUUACUUUACAAAAUGAUGUUAAUGCAUUUAUAGAUUCAACCAAGAACCAAAACGCGCCAGCUGGAAAAGUACCAAAUCCCGGUAUCAAACAAGCGUUGGAAAAGAAAGAAGGUUUAUUCAGAAAACACAUGAUGGGUAAGCGUGUCAAUUAUGCUGCUCGUUCCGUUAUUUCACCGGAUCCAAAUUUGGAAACUAAUGAAAUUGGUGUACCACCCGUGUUUGCUAAAAAAUUGACAUACCCAGAACCCGUGACUUCGCAUAACGCGGCGGAAUUGAGACAAGCUGUAAUCAACGGUCCCGAGAAAUGGCCUGGUGCAGUGCAAAUCCAAAAUGAAGACGGCUCACUAAUUUCAUUGAUUGGUAUGAGUUUAGAGCAGAGGAAAGCUUUGGCCAAUCAAUUAUUGACACCAACCGGAAGUAAUUCAUUUGUUGGCAAGAAAGUGUUUAGACACAUCAAAAACAAGGACGUGGUGAUUAUGAAUCGUCAACCUACAUUGCAUAAAGCCUCCAUGAUGGGACACAAGGUUAGGGUGUUGCCAGGUGAAAAGACAUUGCGAUUGCAUUAUGCCAACACUGGUGCUUACAAUGCUGAUUUUGACGGUGAUGAAAUGAAUAUGCAUUUUCCUCAAAACGAAAAUGCCAAGGCAGAGGCAUUGAACUUGGCAAAUACCGACAGUCAGUACUUAACACCCACCUCGGGUUCUCCAUUGAGAGGUUUGAUUCAAGACCACAUUUCUGCUGGUGUCUGGUUGACCAGUAAGGACACAUUUUUCACAAGGGAAACGUACCAACAAUUGAUCUACGGCUGUAUCAGACCAGAAGAUGGACACACAACUAGAUCGAGACUUAUCACUUUGCCUCCAACAAUUUAUAAACCCGAGUUUUUGUGGACGGGUAAGCAAGUAAUAACCACAAUCUUGUUGAACAUCAAACCUGACAAUGUGCCUGGUGUCAAUUUAAUUUCAAAGAACAAAAUCAAGAAUGACUAUUGGAGUGAGCACAGUACUGAAAAUGAAGUCAUCUUCAAAAAUGGUGAAUUAUUAAGUGGUAUCUUGGACAAAUCCCAAUAUGGUGCUUCUCAAUUUGGUAUUGUCCAUUCAUUGCACGAAGUUUACGGUCCUGCAGUUGCAGGAAAGGCAUUGAGUGUGUUGGGAAGAUUGUUUACUAAUUACAUCAUGAUGACAGCAUUCACAUGUGGUAUGGAUGAUUUGCGAUUGACUGAAGAUGGUAAUACCUGGAGAAAGGACAUCUUGAAGCAAUCUGUUGAUGUAGGUAGACAAGCAGCUACUGAAGUGACAAACUUGGAAGAGGAUACAGCCAAUGACAACAAAGAGUUGAGGAGAAGAUUGGAAGAAAUUUUGCGUGAUGAUGACAAGUUGGGUAUUUUAGAUGCCAUUACUCAAUCUAAAGUGAAUGCCAUCACUUCUCAAGUUGUUUCCAAGUGUGUUCCUGAAGGUACCAUGAAGAAGUUCCCGUACAAUUCCAUGCAAGCAAUGGCGUUAUCUGGUGCCAAGGGUUCGAAUGUUAAUGUGUCGCAAAUCAUGUGUCUUUUGGGACAACAAGCAUUGGAAGGUAGAAGAGUACCAGUUAUGGUUUCAGGUAAGACAUUACCCUCAUUCAAGGCAUUUGAAACUGACGCCAGAGCCGGUGGAUAUAUCAAACAACGUUUCUACUCUGGUAUUAGACCACAAGAAUACUAUUUCCAUUGUAUGGCUGGUAGAGAAGGUUUGAUCGAUACUGCCGUCAAGACGUCAAGAUCUGGAUACUUGCAACGUUGUUUGACCAAGCAAUUGGAAGGUGUGCAUGUUAACUAUGACAACUCGGUUAGAGAUGGAGAUGGAACCUUGAUUCAAUUCCUUUAUGGUGGUGAUUCGAUUGACACUACCAAGCAAUCACACAUGAAUCAAUUUGAAUUUUGUUUGGAAAACUAUGAUGCGCUAUUGGCCAAGUAUAACCCUGGAGAAAUGGUAGAGAAUUUGGACACAUCCAAAGCGUUGUCAUACUCAAAGAAGGUGCGUAAGUCAAUGAAGAAACAAAAGGACGUCCCUCAUUAUGAGCAAGAGAUCAAAUAUGAUCCAGUAAUUAACACAUACAACCCUGCCAAGUAUCUUGGUUCGGUAUCGGAAAAGUUUCAAGAGAAGAUGGACAAGUUUGUUGCUGAUCAUCCCGAAUUGUUUGCUCAAUCUAAAGAAGAAGCUAAAUCUACUGGUAAAUUAACCGAAAAGAAAUUUAGAGCCUUGAUGCAAUUGAAAUAUAUGAGGUCUUUGGUUAACCCUGGUGAAUCUGUUGGUAUUAUUGCUUCGCAGUCUAUUGGAGAGCCAUCAACACAAAUGACAUUAAAUACGUUCCAUUUCGCCGGCCAUGGUGCAGCCAAUGUUACUUUGGGUAUUCCACGUAUGAGAGAAAUCAUCAUGACGGCAUCAGCCGCAAUCAAGACACCACAAAUGACGUUGCCAAUCUUGCCUGACGUCAGUGAUAAACAAGCUGAUGCAUUCUGUAAAUCAAUUGCCAAGGUUGUAAUGUCGGAAUUUGUCGAUAGUGUUACUGUUACUGAAACCACAUCGCAAGAUGAAGAUGGAUCGAAUAGUAGGUCAUAUGUGAUUAAGUUGGGAUUCUAUACCAAAGAUGAAUACGAAGCUGAAUACGACAUUAGUCAAGAGCAAUUGGAAAAUGUGGUUACUCAAACUUUCAUUCAUGAUUUGGAAACACAAAUUGUUAAAGAGGUGAAGAAGCAAAAGAAACCCGAUUAUAUGCCUACAGUUGGGAAAUCUGCUGGAAAGACCGACAUGGAAAGUGUUAGUGGGAAGAUUAAAGAGUUGAGUGAUGAUGAGGACGAUGUAGAUGAGGAGGAAGAUGGAGCAGAUUUGGAAGAACUGAAACAAAAGGCUAAACAACAAGUAUCAUAUGAAGGACCCGAUGAUGAUGAAAUUGAGACAAUGAAACGUGCUGAAGAAACGAGCGAUGAAGAAAUGGAAGAUGCAGAAAAGAGCGACGAGUCAUCUGACAACGACAGCGAAAGCGAUAGUGAUGAAGAUGCAGAAGAUUCUGAUGGAGAUAUAAAUAUGGAUAACAAACCAGAAUUGUCGCGUUUAGCCAAAGACCGUCAAGCUGAAGUUAUUGCACAACACAAUAUGGUUACCCAGUUCAAUUUUGACGAUGAAAACGGUGAAUGGUGUCAAUUUAAACUUGAGUUGAAUGGUAACGAAACGCAAAAGUUAUUGAUGGUCAAUAUUGUUGAAGAUCUUUUGCGUAAAACAGUUGUUCGUCAAAUCCCUCAUAUUGGAAGAUGUUUACGUCCUGACCCAGAUGCACUGGGCAAGCGAAUCUUAACCACGGAGGGAGUCAAUUUCAAAGCCAUGUGGGAACAAGAUGACUUUAUUGAAGUUAACGCCCUCACUUCGAAUGACAUUGCUUCGGUAUUGCGCACAUAUGGGGUUGAAGCAGCUAGAAAUACCAUUGUCAAUGAAAUUUACCGAGUGUUCGAUACUUACGGUAUUAGUGUCUCAUCACGUCACUUGGAUUUGAUUGCCGACAUGAUGACGCGUGAAGGUACUUACUUGGCCUUCAAUAGACAAGGUAUUGACAGUUCAACAUCAAGUUUUAUGAAGAUGUCGUAUGAAACUACUUGUCAGUUCUUGACGAAGGCGGUCUUGGAUGGUGAUCGAGAGGAAUUGGAGAGUCCUUCUGCCAAGAUUGUUAUGGGUAAAUUGGCAAAUGUUGGUACUGGCUCAUUUGACAUUUUUGCAGAAAUGCCUAAAAUUGAAAACUAA